CUUGUCUAGGUCAUCCAACGUAGACUUUUCUCUUGAUAAGGAACUCCACCGUUUUCUUCCUCAGUAGUUUCAGUUGCGCCAUGAAGCUCAAUCUAGUCACCUGUUUGUGGGGAGGCCUCCUUCUUCUCUCUGUCCAGACUUGGGCCUACUACUACGACCCCGACAAGUAUUCCUACCAACCCCACCAAGCCGUUGAACCUCAGACCAAAGCUCAAGAUCGACAAUUGGCAGGACUUUCAACUUUAGUAGUGUUUGGCGCUUUGGCCACCCUGCUCGCGACCAUUUUCUCGGCUUUCAUAUCGAAUAUUGUGAACCAAAACAAUGGACAACUCUUCCCUACGCCCCCUCCACCCACCUCUGCUCCUGCUCCCCCUCCACCCCCUCCGCCUGCAACAACCACCAGACGUACAACUACCUUGAGACCCACUCCUCCCACCCUGGCGCCAAGUACUGGGUCUCCAUUAUUUAUCCCAGCAAACCGACUAAACCUUGAUGCCUGCAGUGUGACGGAGGAGAACCUGUUGGCAUUUUCUGAAGUGAAUGGCGGCGAAUGUGCGGUAUUUUGCGACCAAAUCCCAGGAGCCAGCCAUUUUCUGGUCAAGCCUAUGUCUUUGAUGGAUGAAGCAACUCCAAAUUGCGCUUGCUUAUCUUCAUGCCCAUCUGGUAAUGGUUUGGUUCAACCGCAAGAACUUCUGUCUGGAGAGGCCAAAACAGUGGAGAGCAUUGACACUUCGCUAAUAGGAGCGUCGUGUAUCACUUCCAUGGAGGAUAUGACUUGUCAAGAAUCACCGGGUAAUGUGGCUCAACUCUUUUUACCAGUUAUAAACCAAUUGGAGUGUGUGAAUUUUUGCCAAGCAUCCACGCCCAACUACAAUGGAGUUCCACUUCUACGAAAUGACAUGAAGAGUUGCAUUUGUAUGAGGAUGUGUACCCCUAUCCCAGAUGACCAAGAGCUCAAUACUAUUCUAGUUGUAUCAACUAGUUGCAGAUCUGCUCCAAGAUCCCUCUUCUAAAACAGGCUCUAAAUUCAAACUUGCGUUUUAGAUAAGCAAUGAAUGAAAUAUGUAAUGCACAACGGCUCAGUUUUGCACUUUUACUUCCUUGGUCAGUCAAAACAAAAGUUGAGAACAGAAGAAUUCAACUAGUUUACUCAUUGAACUGAUCAUAUAUUGUCACAUAUCAGCUUAUAAUAUGACAAUACAUAAUAAACAUUAUUUCUACAGCAACAUGUUUACCUAAGUUGCAAACGCUUUUGAAAAUGCGUCCAUUUGCAAAAGGAAAUCCUUGGGUUUCAAUUCAAAAAGUCAUUCUAUCAUUAAGUUGCCAGAAAUGCAUUUCAUUAAAAUGACAUGUUCCAGAUGAAUUGUUGAAUUCGAAAAAUGAUUUACGUAGGUACGUACAAAUGCAAUUGCAAUAAGUCUCCUUUUCUGUUUCAUUUUAGAUGCCCUCGUAUCUAGCACAAAUA
Tigriopus californicus is the source of this 1465-nucleotide messenger RNA. RefSeq lists its product as uncharacterized. The transcript has 5 exons. NCBI's taxonomy places the organism in Eukaryota, Metazoa, Arthropoda, Copepoda, Harpacticoida, Harpacticidae. The coding region runs from base 81 to 1013 and encodes 310 amino acids. The record is from RefSeq and is a predicted model, not a curated record.